AUGAUAUCUUUUUUAACGCUAACACGAAUAACAAAGUUCCUUGAUUGUCGACCGAUUACUAUGAAAAUAUCUGCUGGCGGUAAAGAUAUUCCGAAGAAAAAGGUAUUUGAGGCUAGAAUUACUCUUAUUGGAACUGAUGAUUCGGUAAGCAUAACCGACCUCAAAAGUGCUCAAAAUAUUUCCACUAGAAGAGAAUUAAAAUUAGUCAAAAUUCAGGAUGAAGAUGCUAAAACACGGAGACCUGUUUAUAAAUUGAUGACAAAUGCUGAGUAUCAUGAGGAAGAAAUAUCUAAAAGGAAACAGAAACAACAAGCCAAAGAGAAUAAUUUUAUUAAAGGAAAUAAACUUUUAACACUCUCAUCACGAAUAGCAGAACAUGACUUGAUGACUAGAAUUAAGAAAAUUGGGAAAUUGCUAGAAAAACAAUUUGAAGUAAGAGUUGUGAUAUCUGGAGAGGAAAACGAAACGAACUUAAACUAUGACAAAAUAUACUCAACAAUUGAAAAAAACCUUCAAUCAAAUGGUAAUCUAGUUCAAAAGAGACAAAAAGGCAGUUCUCUCAAGUUUCAAGUGCUACCUUUAAGAAAAUUAUCAAAUCAGAAAUCAUCAAAUAAUGACUCUAGUUCCAAUAAAAAUGACAGUGAUGGUACUGCCGCAUGA
Molecule: messenger RNA, 660 nt
Organism: Pieris macdunnoughi
Lineage: Eukaryota; Metazoa; Arthropoda; Insecta; Lepidoptera; Pieridae
Source: the annotation of a GenBank genome assembly